Molecule: messenger RNA, 1011 nt
Organism: Penicillium chermesinum
Lineage: Eukaryota; Fungi; Ascomycota; Eurotiomycetes; Eurotiales; Aspergillaceae
Product: sterol desaturase family protein
Exons: 2
Coding region: 1-1011 (336 amino acids)
Biological process (GO): ergosterol biosynthetic process
Molecular function (GO): iron ion binding; C-4 methylsterol oxidase activity
Source: RefSeq, a predicted model, not a curated record
AUGUCUACCGAAAUCAAUAAAACAAAGCGAAAUCAUGGAGACUCAAUGGUCUCUACCUGGCGGAACGAUAAAUCCCAAUGGGGCUUAUGGCACUGGGUGAUCGAGCUUCUUGGUCUACACCUUAUCGAUCUCAAAAAAGAACCACCCAUUUUCUCGAAGAGUGAGAAAAUUCCCGCCGUGCGGGAAUGGACCCUUCACUUAUGGAUCCUCCUCCACGCCGCGAUCCCACUUGCCAUUCACCAUGCAUAUACCGCGUACACAGGACAGAAUCUCAAUGUCUUGGCCGCAUUUGCUCUCUAUUCAACUGCAUUCAAGUUGAACGGAAUCCACGAAAUGCACAUCAUGCGUCGUCUGGGUCAAGUCUACGGCUUCUUAGAUGGCGACAAGCACCCCCGAGACGAGAUCCCCGACGUCGGCGUCGGCAAGGUCAUUCGAGAACUCAUUCGGACAAGACCCCCCGAUUCGCUCCAGUGGAAAUGGCUACCACUUGAGAUCGGCAUCUACAGCAUCACGGUCGACUUCUGGUUCUACUGGUAUCAUCGCACGAUGCAUGCAACAGGCCCUUUCUGGAAAUUCCACCGCAAGCAUCACUUGACAAAGCACCCCAACCCCCUUCUAUCUGCGUACGCCGAUCAUGAACAGGAGUUUAUGGAUAUCACCGGAAUUCCGUUGAUGGCGUAUGGGACAAUGAAGCUCAUGAGCAUGCCAAUGGGUUUCUAUGAGUGGUGGGUGUGUUUUCAAUACAUCGCCUUCUCUGAGUUCAUCGGCCACAGCGGACUGAGGAUCCACGGCGGCGCGCCGUCCACACUCAAUUGGUUAUUGGAGAUUUUUGAUGCAGAGCUGGUGAUUGAAGAUCAUGACCUUCAUCACCGGUACGGAUGGAGAAAAAGCCAUAACUAUGGAAAGCAAACUAGACUCUGGGACCGAAUUUUUGGGACUUGCCGUGAUCGGAUCGAAAGUGUCAAGGAUAAUGUUGACUACGAGAACCGGGUGACAAUGCCGCUGAUCUGA